AUGCCGAUUGUAGUUGCACAAGAACUGAGUGGGAGCCAUGCGCCACCCGAGGCUUAAUACGUAUAUAGUCAUUCACAGAACCACCUGGCAGAGAGCCAGGAGAACUGCAGCGAUAGGAGUGGGAUCAAGUGCAAGAUCACCGGCGAAUCGGCGGGAGCAAUCAACAGAGCACUCGGAAAAAAUGUAUAA
Molecule: messenger RNA, 189 nt
Organism: Drosophila subpulchrella
Lineage: Eukaryota; Metazoa; Arthropoda; Insecta; Diptera; Drosophilidae
Source: RefSeq, a predicted model, not a curated record